CACACGUUCUUUUUUAGCUCUUGGACGCCAUGCCUUCCGAAGAGACACAGGAGCGAAUCCUAAAGGUUAUCGAGUUCGGCCGUGUAUGUUCUUAGACACCGUCUCAUUUAUCAAAGUCUUAUGCAUCCCUUGGUUUGCGCGUCUUUCUACAACGCCACUCUCCCGCCAUAUCUCGACGUCUUGUGUCCCAACGCCUCUUCUUGGGGGACUCCAGACUGUCUUUCAUUAUGGCUGGAUUCCCUUCAUCAUCUACUACGGGUACACGAAAAGCCAGCCUCAGCCAUCUCUGAUCAAAUUAAUUAGCCCUCUCGCAUGACCCUUCAUUCCUCCACGUGUUCAUUUGCUUUGAAAAUUGCCUAAGCUAUUGUAGCCUGUCUGUUUCUUUGUGGCAUAAUUGCAUUCCGUGGACGGCAAUCCUGGCAUCCUAUAGUAAUGGCAUCAUUUCUGAAUAAUCUCCCUCAAGGCCCUAUACAGUAGUCCGUGGUCUUUUCGUUGUUGGGUUUCGUUUAAGGCAACUGCACU
Molecule: messenger RNA, 522 nt
Organism: Cantharellus anzutake
Lineage: Eukaryota; Fungi; Basidiomycota; Agaricomycetes; Cantharellales; Hydnaceae
Exons: 4
Coding region: 86-316 (76 amino acids)
Biological process (GO): protein import into mitochondrial matrix
Cellular component (GO): mitochondrial outer membrane translocase complex
Source: RefSeq, a predicted model, not a curated record